Molecule: messenger RNA, 1087 nt
Organism: Salvia splendens (bonfire salvia)
Lineage: Eukaryota; Viridiplantae; Streptophyta; Magnoliopsida; Lamiales; Lamiaceae
Product: deSI-like protein At4g17486
Exons: 6
Coding region: 226-903 (225 amino acids)
Biological process (GO): protein deubiquitination
Molecular function (GO): deubiquitinase activity
Source: RefSeq, a predicted model, not a curated record
CCCUAUCAACUCACCUCGCCGAUUCCACCCGGUCGCCGCCGUGACCUUCCGCUACGCUAGGACUGUUGCUGCGGCCUUUUAUUCUCUCCACGGUUCGGACGAUUACACAUUACAGAGAAAAAGAUUUUCUAGGUUCGAGAGGGUUCCUCACUUCAAUGCUGGUGCGCUAAAAUUUUGGGGGGGUUUUCAGGUUGUUUUGUGCUGGAUGAGCUGAAGAUACAGGAAAUGCGAUUGUUUCCAUUUUCUUCCUGCUUAGAUGAAUCAUGUGCAGGAAAGACUGAUGUAGAGAAAAAUCAAGUGAUGCUGUUCCUAAAUGUAUAUGACCUCACUCCUGCUAACAAAUAUCUUUAUUGGUUUGGACUUGGAUUCUACCACUCGGGUAUAGAAGUACACGACUUGGAGUAUGCCUAUGGAGCUGAUGUGGAACCAACAAGUGGAGUGUUCGAGGUUGAACCAAAACAUUGCCCUGAGUAUGUCUUUAGGCGCUCAAUUCUUCUGGGCAGUACUGAUAUGUCCCGUUCAGAAAUUUGCUCCUUCAUGGAACUUAUAGCAGACCAAUAUCAAGGGAAUACAUACAAUUUAAUAUAUAAGAAUUGCAACCAUUUCACUGAUGAAGUUUCUCAUUGUCUAACUGGAAAUCGUAUACCUGGUUGGGUCAACAGAUUGGCUCGAAUAGGUAGUGUUUUUGAGUCCGUGCUUCCUGAAAGUGCCCAGACCACACCGUUGAGACAAUUAACUGAAAGCCAAAGCCAAACCUACUCAGAUUGGAGUGAUUCGGAUGCAUCAUAUACAACAGAUGAGAGUGAGACGGAGGAUGUUGAUCAUCAUGUGCUUAUCACAGCACAUGGUAAUGUGGGACUUUCAGAUCGACCGCCACUGUGGCAAACAAAAAAUCGUCUUUAAUUGUAUGCAUGUUGUUUGUUUUUUAUCUUUGUACAAGUAAUAUGUAGAUCUCUGAUGUAACCAGUAGGCAUAUAUAGUAUAUACAUCUGAAAGUUGUUUAGCGCCGUCAUUUUUGUUAGUCAAAUACAGUGUUACCAUUCUUGUAUAUUCUCAGCCAUGGUUCCAUAGAGGCCAUUGUUCUAAA